Ailuropoda melanoleuca (giant panda) is the source of this 1564-nucleotide messenger RNA. It is a transcript of the gene TMED6, whose product is annotated as transmembrane p24 trafficking protein 6. Bases 647 to 1372 code for a protein of 241 amino acids. The record is from RefSeq and is a predicted model, not a curated record. NCBI's taxonomy places the organism in Eukaryota, Metazoa, Chordata, Mammalia, Carnivora, Ursidae. The transcript has 4 exons.
UUGAGGGUUUGAACAAUAUAAACAGUCUUUAAGUGGGUUUUUGGAUAGCUUUAGAAGAAUGUAUCAGUCAGGGGGAAAGAAGAAUGAGGAUUAUCGGUAGAGUUUGACUACUGCCUCUUGCUCACUUUAUUUGUUCAUUAAAAUUUUUGCACACACUUCCAUGCUGUGCUUUUGGCUAAGAUCUAGCACUGAGCAGAAAAUAUUCUGUUGAAACAGUUUUGCCCUACAUAUCUUAUUGGAGCAAUAGGUAUCAUCUAGCAAUUUGAUAUGAAUAGGAGAAACAAAUCUCUCCAGGCAAACUCUGUCCGUAUAUUCCAAUGGUUGUAAAUAAACUUACCCAAUGUUCAUUCCCAAGAAGAACUGAAAAAUGAUAACCAAAAGGCAGGACAGAAAUACCUCUUCUGGAGUAGGUUCUAUCUAGCACCCAUGAUGUAGGUUUGGUAAGCCACUGAGUUUUUGAGGUAAAAACAAAAAUUCUUUCUGUGAGCCAAGCAUGGGGAUAUCAUGCCAGUUCUAUUAUGAAUAUCCAUGUGUGGCCCUGAAACUGGCCUAAGUGUGACUUGUAAGUUAAUGAUUACCUUAGCAGUUGUCUAAACUACUUGGUUUCACAAGCAGUUCACCUGCAGAGGAGUCUCCAGAAAGCAGCAUGUUCCCUUUGCUCUUUGGGGCUGGACUGGUGGUUCUGAACCUAGUAACUUCUGCUAGGAACCAGAAGACAGAACCCCUUAGUGGCUCUGGGGACCAGCUGCUCUUCCAUGGAGCAGAUCGAUCUGACUUUGCCAUCAUGAUCCCUCCAGGAGGCACAGAAUGCUUCUGGCAAUUUGCCCACCAGACUGGAUACUUCUAUUUCAGUUACGAGGUACAGCGGACACUGGGAAUGUCACAUGACCGACACGUUGCUGCUACUGCACAUACCCCACAGGGUUUCCUCAUAGACUCCUCUCAGAAUGUUCGAGGCCAGAUAAACUUCUCUACCAAAGAGACAGGUUUUUAUCAGCUUUGUCUAAAAAAUCAGCAAAAUCACUUUGGUUCUGUGCAAGUGUACCUCAAUUUUGGAGUCUUCUAUGAGGGACCUGAGAUGGACCACAAACAGAAGAAUGAAAGAAAACAACUGAAUGAUACUCUGGAUGCAAUUGAGGAGAGUACACGGAAGGUGCAGAACAAUAUCUUUCACAUGUGGCGAUACUACAACUUUGCCCGCAUGAGGAAAAUGGCUGACUUUUUCCUUCUCCAAUCAAACUAUAACUAUGUGAACUGGUGGUCGACAGCUCAGAGCCUUGUUAUUGUUCUUUCUGGAAUCCUGCAGCUGUAUUUCUUGAAGCGUCUCUUCAAUAUCCCAAAGACUACAGACACAAAAAAGCUAAGAUGCUAAGCCAAAAUGACCACAGCACCCUAGCUCUUUUCUUCUGGGGCAGAAGCUUUGUCAAAGUUUCAGUCAAAUAAGCUUUGUAAAGUUAUUGGGAAAAAACCAUUUAUCUUGUUAGAAUAUCUUAGUCUAUUGCUCUCCUUUCCUCUCCAAUUGCCUCAAAAUGGCAAUAAAAUAAUAAAUGUGCAAGUUUUGAUA